ACACAGUAAAAAUCAUUUCCACAAAAAAUUGUAAUUUCAAAUUCCGUCUAGUUUAGAAAUUGAAAUUGAAAUUGUUUCCUUGAGAAGAAUUCUUUGAGCUAGCAGGUCAGGCACCAGGCACCGCCCAGCCCCACCAAACAUGGCCUGUCAUUGCAAGUAUCUGAAGAAGAUCUUCUCCAGCUGCUGCUUCUGCUAUUCGCUGCGCAUCGGGACACUGCUCUUUGGCUGCAUCUUCCUCACGUGGUUCGUUUACAUUGUGGCCGGCACCGCCUUCAUGAUGGAGUGCGUCUUCCCCAAUGAGUACCAGGAGAAGGGAACCGUCGCACCGGCAGCCCUCAAGACAACGAUGGUCUUUUCAUUCUUUGGCAUUGUUGCAUCCGCCUUGCUCUGCAUCGGAGUGCAUAAUAACAACGAAAUGCUCUUUACACCCUUUCUGAUCUUCACACCAAUCUGGAUAGUGGUCCACAUCUUGGUGCUGCUCAUGUACAGCCUCGUUCUGGUCAUAGUUCUACUGACAAUUGUCACCUCGGGUUUAUUGAUCUACGCUUGGCUGGUCAUUUUCUCCUACUACGUUGAACUGAUCUACGCCUACGAUGAGGAGCUGCAUCCAGGCUUUGUCUAGCUGGCUGGCAAACGGAAUACCUACACACUCACAUAAACAUUAAUGUUGGCUUUAUUUAUGUUUCGUUAACAUUGCUUUUCAAUAAAUUAUUCUAAAUUGUUGUAUGAGAAA
This is a messenger RNA of Drosophila obscura, 733 nucleotides long. RefSeq lists its product as uncharacterized. Lineage: Eukaryota; Metazoa; Arthropoda; Insecta; Diptera; Drosophilidae. The transcript has 3 exons. The coding region runs from base 140 to 622 and encodes 160 amino acids. The record is from RefSeq and is a predicted model, not a curated record.